Molecule: messenger RNA, 4038 nt
Organism: Panicum virgatum (switchgrass)
Lineage: Eukaryota; Viridiplantae; Streptophyta; Magnoliopsida; Poales; Poaceae
Product: disease resistance protein RGA5-like
Exons: 5
Coding region: 1566-3440 (624 amino acids)
Biological process (GO): defense response to other organism
Molecular function (GO): ADP binding
Source: RefSeq, a predicted model, not a curated record
GCCUCCACCCAGAGCUUGACCUCCAACCUAAUCUCGUUGACUCUCUGGGAGAUGCAUGGCUGGCAAGUGGACAUCUUGCAGCAUCAAGAAAUUAAAGGAUGCCGAGAGGAGGAACGCGCACGCGGCGCGGCGCACAAGCAACCAAUUCGCCCAAAACCAAGCCAAAAACACCUCCCGUCGCAUCACGCCCUGCCUUCUCCAUCCUUCACUUUCCAAGCUUUAUUUAUUUUUUAUUUAUUUUUUGGAAAAGGGAAGCUUUAUUUGGCCACAGAUGAACACAAGCGGUUGACUUGUCACAUCUCUCGCUCAUACGAUCCGAUCCGUUCGUGGUUGGGCGAGUUGACGUAGCACGCUAGCUGCUGGCUGUUCUGUCACUUGUUGCUGCUUGUUGGGGGCAUUUCACUGGCUAGCUGCUACGAUUCUCCGGCUUCGAUCAAGCUUCCUGCCAUGGUCAACAUCUCCGACAUGGUCAUCUAUCCGACGCCCCUUUGAAUUUGACAGGAUCUUGCACCAAAACCUUUUGAGCAAUCAGUGGGCCACGGAACACGCAGUGAGGAACUAGUUGGAGUUGGAGUUUUGGCCGAGCCAUGGCGACAGCUGCCGUAGUCAGCGUCUCCAUGGGGGUGAUGAAACCCGUCCUGGCCAAGCUCACCACCCUUUUGGGUGAUGAGUACAAGAAGCUCAAGGGCCUGCGCAAGGAGGUAACCUUCCUCCAGCGAGAGCUCAGCGACAUGGACGCUGUCCUUGAGAAGAUGGACGGCGCUGAUGAACUCGAUCCACAAGCCAAGAAAUGGAGGAAAGAUAUAAUAGAGAUGUCUUACAACAUCGAAGACUUCAUUGAUGACUUUAUACAACGUGUUGGUGAAACCAACAACAACAAGAUGGGGAUCCUUCGCAAAGCUUCAAAGUAUCUGAGAACAUUCAAGGACCGUCGCGACCUAGCAAAUCAGUUCCAACAGAUCAAGUCCCAGGUGAUGGAAGCAAGUGAUCGCCGCAAGCGGUACAUGCUUGAUCAGUGCAUCUCAAACGCCACUACAUGCAUCUCAAUUACUACCCCUGUGGCCGUUGAUCCUCGCAUCUCAGCACUCUACAAGGAGUCUGCAAGCCUUGUGGGAAUUGAUGACCAAAAAAGUGAGCUUGUCAAUUGGGCUGUGGACAAAGGGCGGCAACUAAAGAUGAUGGCAAUAGUAGGGUUUGGAGGUUUAGGCAAGACCACACUUGCCAAUGAGGUGUAUCGUGAAGUUGGAGGGAAGUUUGACUGCACGGCAUUUGUGUCCGUUUCUCAAAAGCCAGAAAUGGUAGGGCUAUUCAAUAGCUUGCUGUCGCAACUCGGGCUACGCCCAUAUUCUCAUGCUUGCCAGCUGCAAGAUCCUAUCAAUGACCUCAGAUUACAUCUACAGGAUAAGAGGUACUUCAUCAUUAUUGAUGAUUUAUGGGAUACACGGGGGUGGGACAUCAUUCAAUGUGCUUUCCCAAAAAAUUAUCGGUGUAGCAGAGUUAUGAUAACUACAUGAAAUGAGAAUGUGGCUAGAUCAUGUUGCGGCAACCAUGGAUGCAUUCAUGAUAUGAAGCCCCUAAGUGAGCAAGAUUCAAGAAAACUAUUUUUUGAUAGAAUAUUUGGAUCAGAAGAUGCUUGCCCUUCUUUGCUCAUCAAACCUUCUUGUGAAAUUUUAGAAAGGUGCGGUGGCCUACCGCUCGCAAUUAUUACAAUGGCCAGUAUGUUAGCUUGCCAACCAAUAAGAUUAUUGGAGGGACAGUGGGAACACAUGCAGAAUACACUAGCUAGUAAGUUUGCAACAGACUCCAAAUAUGAAGACAUGAUGCAUAUCUUAGAUCUCAGCUACAAGAAUCUACCCCGGCAUCUGAAGGCAUGCUUUCUAUAUCUUGGUUCUUACCCAGAGGAUCAUUUAAUUAGUAGGCUUGAGCUAGUGAGGCAAUGGGUGGCAGAAGGUUUUGUUAGUACCUCUGGUGGGCAAGAUGUAUGGGAUGUUGCGGAAAGUUAUUUUAAUGAGCUAGUCAAUAGGAGCAUGAUUCAACCUCAAUAUACUGAUUUCGUUACCGGGGUAUCAUUCUGCAAAGUUCAUGAUAUGCUGCUCGAAUUGAUUGUAAGGAGAUGUAAGGAAGAUAAUUUUCUGAGCUUGGUAAAUGAUUCACAAGCAGUGGUAGUAGAAGCUCAAGACAAGGUCAUUCGUCGACUUACCGUUGUUGGCUUGCAAGGUAUAGAUGAUGGCGAAGGGGCUAUCACCAUUGCUGGGAACCUAUCACAAAUUUGCUCUCUAAUGAUAUUGCAAGGAUCAAAUUGGGUGCCUCCCCUGGCAGAGUUUAAAUUUGUCCGGGUGUUAUUCCUUUGUGUUUCUUAUCGGCAUGAGAUGGCAUUGGACCUGACUGUUAUCAACCACUUGUCACAUCUGAAGUAUUUAAAAGUUGAAGGAGAUGAUAAAAGUAUAGUGCUGCCGGGUCAAAUACGAGUUGGCCCACUUUUGGACACUUUAGAUUUAUCCAGGGUCACGUCUAGCAGCAUUUCAUUAGAGAUUGUUGAUGUGCCGCGUUUGUCCCAUCUGGCCGUGCCGAAGCAUUCAAGGUUGCCUGACCGGAUUUGUGAGGUGAAAUCACUGCGCACUCUUCGUGGAUUUAGCCUGCCAAAUGAUUCGUUGGAAAGCAUUGUUGGCCUCAGCGAGCUCACCACACUGUCAGAGUUGUUUCUAUAUUGCCCCGCACCGCUACUGCCCGUGCCGGCGGCAGCAUGGAUGGGUGCUCUGAGUACAUCUCUGGAGAAACUUGGUAGCCUCAAAGACCUAUGUUUGGGGCCUUUUCAAUCUCUUAAACCUAUUGCCCUGUGCGCCGAUGCACUGAGCUUGCUCUCCCCUGCUUUCCACAACCUGGAGAAGCUUCAUCUGCAUUCUGGAUGCACCUUCUCUAGAGUUCCUCGGUGGAUUGGCCAUCUCCACAGCCUCCGUGAGUUGUGGAUUGGGGUGAAGCAGCUACUCCGGGAAGAUGUUGUCCUCAUUGGCACAAGGCUGCCAUCCCUCGCACAGCUCGGCCUACGAGUCGCGGGCGUCCCCUUGGGAAGGAUCGUGAUUGGGGGCUCGACGGGAUUCCCGGCUCUCAAAAGGUUUGUGUUCGACUGUGAUUGGGUGUCUUCCCUGAGAUUUGAGGCAGGGGCUAUGCCUGAGCUCCGGGAGCUGCAGCUAGUCUUUGUUGCAGAUGAAUGGGACAUGGCAGCACCUGGAGGGCUCCAGCAUCUCCCAAGCCUCGAAAAAAUCAGGGCAAUAAGGGCGCAUUACGGUGGCGACUCGCUGAAAUAUAUGUAUAACACAGGUGAGGAGGUGGCUGCCCUGAUCAGGGGCGUGUUCGAAGAGGCUGCUGACGCUGUCCCCACACGCCCCGACUUCACCCUCAGUAUAGGAUCGCUGUGGAGGCCCAGAGAGGAGGAGGACUAAUUCAACUUUGAAGACACGCAGGAUGGAUGGAUUGAAGUACGUACAGUCAGUGUAUUGCAGCUUCAGAGCCUGGAUCUUCACAUUUGGAAUCAUGCUUUGACGCUGCCGAGCUCCUCCACACCCCCUAUCACCCACCCCCUGCUUCAGUUAUCGUCCGCGCCAGCAUACCGUAGUUGGAUUCGGUUAUUCUCCUUGCUCCGUGUAGGCUUAGAGAUGUGCAAGCUGCUGCUGAUUGAUCAGUGCCAUCCUGGCCGAACAGCGAAGAUGACACUCCUACUCUUACAUUAAUUAGUUAUUGCGCGCGCUAAAUUAUAUUGGUUCCAAGAAAGACUGUAGUGUGGUUUGCCUCUCUAGAACUUUUAUGCAUUGCAGCUCAUCAAGGAAGAAGUGCUCCUACGAGUCAGGGCAUGCGGUGCCACCGUUGCAUCCUAGUUUAUCUAUGUUUGACGCUCUUCUUGAGAGAGACGAGUUUGCUUUUAUUUAUGUAAUAACUAUUGUAAGACCUAGCAUUCUUCUUCUUCUUAAAUGAUAUGGCAGUGCUCCUGCCCUAAUUUUCAAAAAAAAAAGAACUUUUAUGCAUGUGUGAUUUAUUUAUGUA